AUGAGCGGCGCAGAGUCGACCGCGGGUCAAAAACCCACCAGCCUGGGCCAAGUCACUCUCGAGUCAUGGUCACAGGGCGUCAUGGUGGGUGCUCUGCUCAUGAUGGCCGCCAUCGCCCUAGCCAACAUGCGUAGCGGCGUGCUUCUGCACAAACUCAUCUUGAUUGAGUUGGCUCUAGCUGUCCCCAACGGGUUCUUCACCUUUUUUGAGAUGCCAGUAUGGGGGUGGUACCUGUCCUCUACUGUUGUCCCACUCAUCAUAUCCUGGAACCUGCACAACGUGAUCGCUUGGUUGAAGACUCGGCCCUUUCUGGGGCCUCUUGGUAGUCGCAUCUACAUUGGCACUGUUUUGGUUGUGCAGCCGUACUGGAUCUUCGAGAUUUACGCCAACUUUGCAUACUUCAACAACGGCGAUCAAACCCUCUUCACAUACUCUCGCCCGUUUGAGGCUGCGUUUCGUGACCCAUGGUGGAUUUUUACGACUGCCAAUCUCUUCUACAAUAUUCGCUAUCGCUACGAACUUGGUAUCGUCGACAUUGUUGCCGCCUCACCUCGCUUUGGUGUUCUGCUCUGCUCGAUGAUUGUUAGCAUCAUCUUUAUCGUCGUCGAUGUCCUCGCCGUAACGCCCGUCUUCCCCAUCGGCGCCAUCAACCCAUUCUGGAAAUUCGCCUUCAUAUUCAAGUGCCUGACAGACACCAUCAUCUUGGAUGACUUCAAGACAGCCCUCGACAAGCUCAGAAGGCGCAAUAUGACUCGGAUACUCCCUUUGAAUGCCUUGCCAGAACAGCAUCUGUGGACUUUCCGCAAUUUAGAAACGGAAGGGCCGAGCACGUGGUCCAAGGCGCCCAAGGAGGAGGAACCUCGAGUCUUGCUGGUGGAACAUUCCGAGGCUCAAAUCAGUGGGAGGGGGAUAGUGUAG
Clonostachys rhizophaga is the source of this 918-nucleotide messenger RNA. NCBI's taxonomy places the organism in Eukaryota, Fungi, Ascomycota, Sordariomycetes, Hypocreales, Bionectriaceae. The record is from the annotation of a GenBank genome assembly.